AUGACGUUCGGGGGCCACGAGAGCGCAGGAACCAGCGCUGCUCGGAAGCUCCAGCUCUCCCCCGUGAAACUGUCCGAGCUCCACGCAGACCUGAAAAUGCAAGAGAGAGAGGAGUUUGCCUGGAAGAAGCUGAAGGCUGAGGGCCUCGACGCAGACGGAGAGAGAGCAGCCAAGCUCCUACGCAACCUCAGCGUGAUCCUGGCCAAGUACGGCCUGGACGGCAGGAAGGACGCCCAGGCCGUGAACAGCAACUACCUCAGCGACACCGCCGAGGACGACAGCCUGGGAGACCCCAAGCUGGAGAAGCUGUGGCACAAGGCGAAGAGCUCGGGGAAGUUCUCCAGCGAGGAGCUGGCCAAGCUGUGGCGGGAGCUCCAGCACCACAGGGAGAAAGUGCACGAGUACAACGUCCUGCUGGAUGCCCUGAGCAGAACCGAAGGUGCGCGCGAGACCUGUGCUUCCCGAGGGCACCGGACACACGCAUGUCCAGACGUGCACGCUGCCCCGGGCAUCAUGGGGGGUGCCGCCAGAGUCACCCGGCCUGCUUCUGCCUUUCUGCCAGAGUUCGAGGAACCCCGAGUGAUAGAUCUGUGGGACAUGGCCAAGUCCGCCAACUUCACUGAGAAGGAGCUAGAGUCCUUUCGGGAGGAGCUUAAGCACUUUGAAGCCAAAAUUGAAAAGCACAACCACUACCAGAAGCAGCUGGAAAUCUCUCACCAGAAACUGAAGCACGUGGAGAGCUUUGGGGACCAAGAGCACGUGAGCCGGAACAAAGAGAAAUACGCCAUGCUGGAGGAGAAGACCAAGGAGCUGGGCUACAAGGUGAAGAAGCACUUCCAGGACCUGUCGGGCCGCAUCUCCAGAGCGCGCCACAACGAACUCUGAAGGCCGGGGAGGAGCGGGGCGCCGGGCGGGGUCUGCCCAAGGACGGGCCCAGGCGCUCCGUGGCGGCGCUUGACGCGAACAGAACCUUGGAGGAGGCGUGCCGGGGACUGGCCGGGCGUCCGUGGUGCGGGAGGACGGCUCCGACUCCCCGAGUGCCCGAUGGGGGCGUGUCGGACUCGUGAAUCUGCCCCUGGAG
Messenger RNA from Puma concolor (puma), 1081 nucleotides. Lineage: Eukaryota; Metazoa; Chordata; Mammalia; Carnivora; Felidae. The record is from RefSeq and is a predicted model, not a curated record.